AUGGGGAGGCACAUAAUUCUUGAUGACUGUAGGGAUGUACAACACCGGGAAAUCGUUGACUUUCUGCUCGACCAUGGCGUCGACAUCAAUCGUGACGAUGUAAUGCGCAGCACUGGCAGGCAUAGUGUACCACUCUCAAGUGACUAUAGCACUUUCGAUAAGACUCUGGGCGUUCUAAAUGCAGCUGCCGCGAGAGGUGAUAUCAAAAUGUUUGAUCAUCGGGUCCUCUCGGGGUGCGGACUACAUACCGCCGCAGCUUACUGUUCUGACCCCGUCAAGGUAAAGGCCAUGAUUGCACAUCUUGUAGCUACGUACAGCUUCGAUCCCAAAGCCAAGGAUAAUGUGAUCGGCCUACGCAGCCUGGGUAUUGAUCCUAGUGACACUGGCGUACCUUUGGACUUCACUACCCGCCAGGAACACCGCGCCGCGCUGCGCAGGCCCAACUUGAGCACGGCGCAGACCCAAAUCUCGGAAGAGCUCGAAGGACCAGUGCGGUACCUGCCUUGUGGAGAAGUCCACCUCCGCAGGCCAUUUGAGUGGGAUCAAGACUGA
Neoarthrinium moseri is the source of this 552-nucleotide messenger RNA. RefSeq lists its product as uncharacterized. The record is from RefSeq and is a predicted model, not a curated record. NCBI's taxonomy places the organism in Eukaryota, Fungi, Ascomycota, Sordariomycetes, Amphisphaeriales, Apiosporaceae. The transcript is spliced from 2 exons. Bases 1 to 552 code for a protein of 183 amino acids.